Messenger RNA from Helicoverpa armigera (cotton bollworm), 1766 nucleotides. RefSeq lists its product as uncharacterized. Lineage: Eukaryota; Metazoa; Arthropoda; Insecta; Lepidoptera; Noctuidae. Bases 189 to 1550 code for a protein of 453 amino acids. The record is from RefSeq and is a predicted model, not a curated record. The transcript is spliced from 5 exons.
AAUUUUGUGUACCGCAAUAAACUUUAUCGAUUCUCUUAUUAAAUUUAAUAUUUGUACCGCACAGGUUGUUGAAAAUAUUUUCGUAAAUGCAUUUUCGUAUUUGUAUUGUUUGGUGUAAAAUGUAAACGGAAUAAAACUGUGUGACGAAUGACGGUUACAACUGAAACGUCUAAGGCCGCGACAAUAACAUGAACUAUAACAUAUUAUUUAUCGCAUGUAGUGUUAUUUAUGCGAAUUGUGAUGAAGUGCCAAAUAACCUGCCAACAAAAUAUUUUGACGGAAUACAGUGGAGAAGUAUGAAGCCUCAACAGAACGUUAGAAUAAAUGAUCCAAAGAAAACGCCGCAAAACUGGCAGGAAAUAUUGAGAGAAUCUUCGGAAGAAAUAAAAACUACGAAAGAUGAUGACCAAGUUCCUGAGGCAUUUGCAGGAUUUCUGUUUGAAGAUGACGGAAAAAGUAAGACUAAUAUUGAAGACUUACUGAAUAUACUCACAGAUGGUGUUGAAAUAGAUACCAGAUCAGAUAUAAGUGAAGAACUUUCGGAAACUGAAGAAAAAUUCGCACUUGAUAAUACAGAUUCCAAUUCAAAAGAAUCUGUAAAAGUCGUAAAUAUAAGUAACGCUAUUGAAUAUGCUUUUAUGAAACCAUACCUAGACAUCAUGAAAUUAGAACAUGUUCAAAGAAUGGGUGACACAUCCAAAGCAGAUGAUUCUAGAGAUGAAUAUAAAACUUUUUUGAACAAUAGAUUAAGUGCAUACAUUCCAACAAUGAGGACAAAACAUUUAGAAAAGGAGGAUCAUACUGAGAGAAUGAGUAAAAACUUGUAUGUUGAUGAUGAAUUUCUUGAAGAUCCAGAUAUAAAAUCCUUUUUGGAUGUAUUCAAAGCAAAGUAUGAUAAAAGAGGUCAUUUGGUAAAUAAAACCACGCUGUCGGAUAUAGCUGAAGUAGAAGCUGUGAUAGCUAAAUACAAUCGAAAUUCACAAAAAACAAUAGAUCAGCCGAAUUUGCGAAAAUAUGAUAUAAGAACAUAUUUGAAUGCAGUCAAAUCUAUAUACGGUGAGAAAAAUGAAGACAAGUUAAAGGACGUAUCUUUGAACUUACCAAAAAAUACAACUAAUCAUACAGACCAUGAAAUAUUCAGAGAUGACUCAAUUAAUAGGGAUAUUUCACAACUCGUUGAUUUAAAGCCAAUCGUUGAGGCAUAUGCUGCUAAAUACAUAAACAGUUCAAAAGAUAUUUCAAAAUACAAACUCCUGCUAGAUUAUUUCAACAUAACCAAAGGCUCUGAGAUACAAACUAACAAUUCACAAGAUACAUAUAAAAUAAACGGGGAUUUAUCAGAUAGAGAUAUAAGCUUAGAUUUGGAUCCAUUAUUUAGUAAAGAUGAUAAUAAAGAUUCUAAUCGCUCCGGUCAAAUGAAAACACAUGAAAAGAGUUGUCAAGAAGCUAGUGAAGUUAUAGACAAGCCACUAAGAAGUGAUAAAGAGUCACCAAUAAGCAAUUUUAUAUUUGCGCUCGACGACAAAGCACAAAAUGCAAAAAAAGAUUGAAAAUAAAAUCUCUUUAGAUGGUAAAAGCCUGAGCCCGUUUGUCAAUCUAAAGAAUGGUUAAAUAUUAAUUACAAGAACGUAAAUGUUGCUUCACUAGUGUGAUGCGCAUAAGUGAUGUGCAUUUUGUGAGUUAAUGUCGAAAAACUUUUAAAAUCGCAAGCCACAUGCAUGUUGCAAUUUUUUUACAUUUUAUGCUAUUUUAUUUCUUAGAAUAAA